CGCCCGAGAAUAUUAAAGCAGCCACUGCCCUUUCCUGGCAUUUGGACCAGUCUCCACUGUCUGUCUUUGCAUUUUUACUUCCUUCCGUUUGCUUCUUAAUCACGCUCCUUUCCUACGGAUCAUCACCGUGGUCGUUGACUUUACGGUUCUUCAUCGACCGCAUGGCCAUACAAAUAUCAUUUGAGGCAGUACUUCUCAGUACUAGUAUGGAAUAUUUUAUCACAGAGUCAAUAUUUUCCGCCCAAAAUACUGAUAUUCUUGCACCAUUGAAUGGGUUCCAUUUUUCAGUCGUCCGUGAAGACCACUCUCCCGGUCCCCACGAUGCUGCUUUCGAGUAGCGUUUCUUCACUUGCUACGACCUCAGCAAUCCCAACGCCCCAAAGUUCGACACGCUCGCCUACGACGUCAGCUCCGAGUCCCACUGGAUACGGUACCACUGCUUCAUCGUCGCUGACCCCUGUUUUGGCAUCAUAUACCACGUCUCUGAAAAACAAUGCGUCUUCGUCUCCCUCGUCCUCCCAUACUCCAACAACCACGUCGUCUUUGGCGAGCAGCAAUAGAGCCGUUAUUAUAGGCUGCUCCGUCGGAGCCGCAGCUCUCCUUUGUUUCAUCAUGGCUAUUUCUCUUCUCCUCUAUCUACGUUCGCGUCAACGAAAUUCUGAUGCCCAUUGCCGCCCGUACCCUUUCGAACAUCUGCAACCCACAGAUCCCCCGGUGAACCGGAACGACAAGGCUGGGAUCUGGAAAGGUCAUGUACACAAUCACGCUCUGAGCGAGAGUGAUGUCAGUGUGACUAUGGUGGGCACCGGGGGUCCCGGGUCCAUUUCCGACAAUGUUGAUUUGCCGAGUGGGCAGAGGACACCGGCUGCCACUUCCACUGCUCCCACGGUUGACGUACUACCAGAAGAACGUUCUGCAAUUGCGAGAUGUCAACGGUCGAGAGAACUCGAGAAGCUUUACCCUUCGCAACACUCGCGAGCAACGCGAACACAAACAAGGGACCAGGAGGGGCAUGAAAAUCGCGGAAGGGGAGCAGAUGACGCAGGAGUCGAUGAUUACGAACCUCAUCCCAAGCCUCGUCGUGAGCACAGGGCAAAAUCUGAAUAUUCAAUGUCAUCCUAUCCCUAGCCGCUUUAUCACGCUGUACUUGCCAAGAGGAUGGACCUUGGACUAGGGGG
Messenger RNA from Pisolithus orientalis, 1178 nucleotides. RefSeq lists its product as uncharacterized. The transcript has 2 exons. NCBI's taxonomy places the organism in Eukaryota, Fungi, Basidiomycota, Agaricomycetes, Boletales, Pisolithaceae. The coding region runs from base 271 to 1128 and encodes 285 amino acids. The record is from RefSeq and is a predicted model, not a curated record.